Callorhinchus milii (elephant shark) is the source of this 1648-nucleotide messenger RNA. Its product is annotated as cbp/p300-interacting transactivator 3. Gene Ontology annotation, biological process: regulation of DNA-templated transcription. The record is from RefSeq and is a predicted model, not a curated record. Gene Ontology annotation, cellular component: nucleus. Bases 279 to 1127 code for a protein of 282 amino acids. Lineage: Eukaryota; Metazoa; Chordata; Chondrichthyes; Chimaeriformes; Callorhinchidae. The transcript has 2 exons.
UCUUCUUGUUACAGUAUUUAAUCUGCAACUGACCCACUAACCAGAGACACUCUCCAACUGAGGAGCUAUAUAUACAGUCUGUGAUUAGAUAUAUAUUAUAUAUAUACUCUCACACCCCCCCCCAGUGAUGUGCCAGACCUCAGGGGCUAUUUCAUAGGCAAUCAUAGUCGUUUUGCUCUUUUUUUUUUGGGUCCUGGACUGAAAUUGGGGAGAAAUCUUUUAUUUUUUUUGUUACAGACUUGACUGAGUUGUCUUGGGGGCAGAGAGAAAGCAAGAGAAUGGCAGAGCACCUGAUGAUGCCUAUUAACCCAGGUCGCUUCUCUGACAACACCAGUGGGUUACAGAGCUAUCGCCUGGGGGUGAACCCUUUACAGCCUCCUCAGCAACAACAACAACAACAACAGCAGCAGCAACAGCAACAACAACAACAGCAGCAGCAGCAGCCAGGUCUCAGGAGAAGCCACGCCGCCGUUGGAGGAGCCUCUCUCAUGCACUACGGGGGUCUGAGCCUGGAUACUAAUGGGGGCGUCGGUGUCGGUGUCGUCAGGUCUCGCCCCGGGAUGGGCAACAUGACGGGAACUAUAAGCCAUCAUCACCAGCUGCCUGGCGCAAUGCUGUACAGCGCGCAUCAGCAACAGCAACAACAACAACAGCACCAACACCAUCAACAACAACAACAACAACAUCAUCAACAGCAGCAGCAGCAACAGCAGCAGCAGCAGCAACAACAACAACAACAACAACAGCAGCAAUAUCUCGGGACUCUAAGCCCGCAUCAGCAACUCAUGGCUACAAUGCAUCUGCAGAAACUGAACCAUCAGUAUCACGGGCUGCCGCUGUUGGGAGUGAGCGCCGGGUUAGGGCAGCAGUACCGAGGAGGUGCUGUGAGCCAGAGCUCUCUGCCUGGAGGAGGGCUGGGGGUCUCCUGCUCGCCAGCUGCGGUUCCCCCCUGCUUCUCGCUCAACGUUACGGACACCGACCCCAUAGACGAGGAGGUCUUGACGUCUCUGGCUCUGGAGCUGGGUUUGGAUCGCAUCCAGGAGCUGCCUGAGCUGUGGCUAGGACAGAACGAGUUCGAUUUCAUUUCAGACUUUGUCAAACAGCAGCCCAGCACCGUCAGCUGCUGAAACGAACAACAAAAAAAACACACAAAACUUGAGAACACAAAAAAAAAUACAAACAACGAAACGGUCGUCUGCCUGGCUUUAUAUUAUUAUUAUUAUUAUUGUCAUUAAUAUUUUUGUGUGCGGGAGUUGGGGGUGGGGAGGCUGGGCGUGCGGAGGGAUGGGGGAAGGAAGAAAGAAAAAAAAAUACAAUCUGAAAAUAUUGCACUAGGGAUUUGAGUGUUUUGCGACAGUAUCAAACCUCCUUAAUUACCUCCCUCCCUCCCUCCCUCCUUCCCUCUCUCUUCACUGCUGCUUUCAAAGAGACAGCCUCCCCUUUUUUUGGGGGGGAAAAAAAGCCCUGUAACCUACCUAAACUAUCAAGAGUCAGUGACAGAGCAAAAACAAGCUGUCAAACCUAAUGAUUAAUGUUCCAUAGUUUUCUAUGUCGGUGUGGGGUGGAAGUGAGGGGGGGUGUGGGAGAGGAGGGAGGAACUGUGAUUUCAGUCUUGAAAUAAAACAAGAAUACUUCUUUUUUAACGUAA